AUGGUUGGGUCAAUGAUUCUUGCACUGCUAUCAUUGAGCGUGACAUCCAUUGCAUCUCCUGUUCAACUAGCUCGCCGGGCAAUCUCAACGGAGCUAUUAGAAAGAUUCACCCUAUUCUCACAGUUCGCCACCCUAUCGGCCUGCGACCAGAACAUCAAUCACACAGGCCAAAGUUUGACCUGCGACUAUGGCAACUGUCCACUCGUAGCAGCCGACAACACAACCGUAAUCGACACAUUCCACAGUGAUCACGGCCCGACAGGUUACAUCGCCCUAGACCACACGCGGAAACUGAUCGUCCUAACAUUCCGCGGAACGGUAUCCAAAAGCGAUGGCAACACAGAUCUCGAUAUCGCUCUCACCUCGGUUAGCGACGUGUGCACCGGAUGCAAAGCCCAUCAUGGGUUCUGGGCUUACUGGAGCGCCGUAGCGGCUCAGGCAACAUCCCAGCUUCACAAUGCAAUGAACGCGUAUCCGAGCUAUAGGCUGAGUGUCGUAGGACACAGUCUAGGUGGAGGUAUUGCGGCGUUAGCGGGGACUGUUCUUCGAACAAAAGGGUUCAGUCUGGAUAUUUGGACAUUCGGAGGCCCUAAACCAGGAAAUUUGAAGCUGGCCGAGUUUAUCAGCAACCAACAAGCGCCAAACAGCAUAUACCGAGCCACACAUACUACAGACCCCAUACCGAAAGUGCCGCUCAAUCUGCCAUUCUUUGAUUGGAGCCAGCCUUCGCCCGAAUACUGGAUCACCCAGAAGACUGGGGUGCAGGUCACUACUGACGGGGUGGAGUAUAUUGAAGGGAUCAAUAGCAAGGUGGGGAAUGCUGGUUCGGAUCGAGAUUUGAGGUGGCCCAAUCCUAAUCAUGGGUGGCAUUAG
Messenger RNA from Penicillium roqueforti, 873 nucleotides. Its product is annotated as lipase family protein. Gene Ontology annotation, biological process: lipid catabolic process. Bases 1 to 873 code for a protein of 290 amino acids. The record is from RefSeq and is a predicted model, not a curated record. The transcript is spliced from 4 exons. NCBI's taxonomy places the organism in Eukaryota, Fungi, Ascomycota, Eurotiomycetes, Eurotiales, Aspergillaceae.